This is a messenger RNA of Alosa alosa (allis shad), 3491 nucleotides long. RefSeq names its product CTD (carboxy-terminal domain, RNA polymerase II, polypeptide A) phosphatase, subunit 1 (gene ctdp1). NCBI's taxonomy places the organism in Eukaryota, Metazoa, Chordata, Actinopteri, Clupeiformes, Clupeidae. Gene Ontology annotation, molecular function: RNA polymerase II CTD heptapeptide repeat phosphatase activity. The transcript is spliced from 12 exons. The record is from RefSeq and is a predicted model, not a curated record. Gene Ontology annotation, cellular component: nucleus. Bases 227 to 3367 code for a protein of 1046 amino acids.
UUUCCUGUUUACGGGCGGGAAGAGCGAACGAACUGAACCCCUCAUCAUCCUAUAUUCCGAAGAGUGCUAAUGCUGUACUCGUACACUCUCUAGGACUGCUGUUUUCUCAGUAUACUGAGGUGGCAUAUUUGGAUUAUUUUCUAUUUUACUCUUUAUGCGUAGAUUUACAACUUGGUUUCGAAUUCCCCGCUGACUGAAGUUUAAAGGGAUUUAGCCUGCAAAGCAGAUGGAGGACCCUGCAGACUCAGGCGGCGGUGGUGCAGCAGCUUCAGAGGGCCCCACGAUGCGAGUGACGGAGAUCCGCUGCCCAACAGGAGCCUGUCCUUUACGGUUACUAGAAUGGAAAGUUAAACCCGGAUCCUUUGUCAAUGUAGAUUCUGUGCUUGCACUGUGCGCCCCUAUUCGACCGGUGGAAGAGUCUGAAUCAGAGACACGGGAACAGACGAACAGGCUGCCUGAAAAGAAGGUGAAAUCGGAUCGUGCAGGAGUAGUAAAGGAGCUGUGCUGUCAACUUGGACAGGUCAUAUCUCCUGGUGGGGUCAUUGCACGAAUAGAGGAAUGCAGUCAUCCAAUUGUGAUGAAGGGCCUUUGUGCCGAAUGUGGAAAAGAUCUUGCACAGCUGCAGAACAAGAAUGGGAGGCAGCAAGCGCCCAUCUCUACAGCAAACGUCUCCAUGGUGCACAGCGUUCCGGAGUUGAUGGUCAGCUCAGAGCAAGCAGAGCUCUUGGGCCGGGAGGACCAGCAGCGGCUGCAUCGGAACAGGAAGCUGGUGUUGAUGGUGGACCUGGACCAGACGCUCAUCCACACCACCGAACAGCACUGCCGACGCCUGUCCAAUAAGGGAAUCUUCCACUUUCAGCUGGGUCGCGGUGAGCCCAUGCUCCAUACCCGCUUGCGGCCGCACUGCAAGGACUUCCUGGAGAAGAUUGCCAAGCUCUACGAACUUCAUGUGUUUACCUUUGGCAGCAGGCUAUAUGCCCAUACCAUUGCAGGGUUUUUGGAUCCGGAAAAGAAACUCUUCUCUCACCGCAUCUUGUCCAGGGAUGAGUGCAUUGACCCAUUCUCCAAGACGGGAAACUUAAGGAACCUGUUCCCCUCGGGCGACUCCAUGGUGUGCAUUAUCGACGACCGGGAGGACGUGUGGAAAUAUGCUCCUAACCUGGUGACUGUAAAGAAGUACGUCUACUUCCAGGGGACGGGCGACAUCAAUGCACCACCAGGGUCUCGGGAGGCAGCCCGGAAAGGUGCUCAGGCCUGCAAGGCAGCAGAUAGCACAGAACCCUCAGACCCGUUCACGGCGUCAGAGGAGCAGAGCAACGGCCUCAGGAAACGAGUACGCGACCGGCACGCACAACCACCGGCCCCGGCUUCCGCCACUCAGGGAGCGACAGCCAAUGACAGGACUCAGCCCGACAAGGAAGGGGCGGGACAGGCAGAGGGCGAGGCCACAUCACGGGUCAGCAGCGAAGGGACUUCGACGAACGCAGAGGAAACGGAAAAGAACACCAGCAGCAGUAGUAGCAGUGCUCAGGAGGCCCAGCGGCCGGAAGAGGAACCGUCAUCUGAACCGAAAGAGCCGGAGCCAAGGAACGCAAGUUCAGAGGAACCGUCGUCUGAACCGAAAGAGCCGGAGCCAAGGAACGCAAGUUCAGAGGAACCGUCGUCUGAACCGAAAGAGCCGGAGCCAAGGAACGCAAGUUCAGAGGAACCGUCGUCUGAACCGAAAGAGCCAGAGCCAAGGAACGCAAGUUCAGAGGAACCGUCGUCUGAACCGAAAGAGCCGGAGCCAAGGAACGCAAGUUCAGAGGAACCGUCGUCUGAACCGAAAGAGCCAGAGCCGACAAACGCGAGUUCAGAGAACGCGCAGAGCCACGCGGGCCUGAACGACCUGGACUUCAACUUGUCCAGUGACAGCGACGACAGCCAAUCGGAGGCUAAGGACAGGAGCAGCCCGCCCCCAGCCCAGCCCACGUCUAAGAACGAGGAAGGCGACGCUUCGGUCAGCAGGGAAGAGGGCGAUCCUGCAACAGUAGAGAAGGCGAUAGAAGAAAGCAGGGAUCACAACACGCAGAAAGAGCUUGGGAACGGGGACAGUAUGGAGAUCGCCGAUAAAGAGCCGAAGCCCAGCGAAGCAACAGCAGGAGGGGAAAGGUCAGCGGAACGUGGCCCAGACGACCCCGUUGACGACGACGAGGACAUGGCAGAUGAAGAAGACGAGGAAGAUGAGGAGGACGAAGAAGAAGAUGAGGAGGAGGAAGACCGCGACCACGACGACCAUCUCAUCUACCUGGAGGAAGUGCUGACAAGGGUCCACCGCGAGUACUACGCCCGCUACGAUGCCUACCUGCACCAAGGUGGGAGCGGCAACUCGUCCGCCACCCCUGAGGCCGCCAGCGAGCCGCCCGACAUGCGCAGGAUCGUGCCCGAACUGAAGGGGCGCGUGCUGGUGGGCACCACGUUGGUCUUCAGCGGCAUCUGUCCCACCAACUACCCCAUGGAGCGCACGCGGGAGUUCUACCACGCCAAGGCGCUGGGGGCGCACGUGGCCAAGAGCCUGGUGCUCAACGCCAAGGACCCUGAGUGCACCACGCACCUCAUCGCUGCCCGAGCAGGUACAGAUAAGGUGCGGCAGGCGAUGCGCUGCAAACACCUGUACGUGGUGAAUCCUGAUUGGCUGUGGGGUUGCCUGGAGCGCUGGGAGAAGGUGGAGGAGCAGCUCUACCCCCUCAAGGAAGACUACAGCAAAGCGCCCAGGAGUAACAGUCCAGCGUUCUUCCCCGACGCCCUCUGUGCGCCCCCUCUCCACCCAGCCCCCCAACAAGACCCCACCCCACGACCGCCACCCCCGGAGGUGCGCACCUACGACCCCGUCACUGGCAAGCUUAUCCGCAGGGGCCCCCAGGUGCACCACCCGUCCUCCUUCCCCCACCACCACCACCACCAACACCACCACCCGGGGCAGUCAGGCGUCCCCCAGCCGGAGCCCAAACCCCGGCCGCCCCCGCCGGAGGUGCGCACGUACGACCCUGUCACGGGGAAGCUCAUCCGGAGAGGCCCUCAGGCGUCCAGACACUCUUCCUACGGCCAGGCACCGGGGCCGUCCACAUCGCGGUCGUCUUUCAGCGCGGGGGGGCAGCAGCAGCAGGAUGACGAGCAGCCAGGGCCAUCCCGACGGGACCGGCAGCCCAGCAUGUCCGAAACCAACCCCCUGUACACGUUCUGUAAGGAGGACCUGGACCUCAUGGACAAAGAGGUUGAUGACAUGCUGGGCGAGGAGAGUGAUAACGAGAGUGACGAGCAGGGAAAGGAGGACGAGAACAUGGAGGUGGGGCGACGGUGGCGGCGGUGGCGGUGGUGGUGGUGGUGAUGAAGAUGAGGACGAAGGGCCAGAGGAGAGACCUCAGACAAGCCAGCAGAGUUUGGCAGUUAAGCACCAGCAGCAAAUCCCAGGCCCCAGCGCCAGGGAGGAGGGGAGCCAGACGCAACCCAGC